AUGACCAGCUCGCUGCCGGGCUCGCCUCCACGCCCUGCGUCCCCGAAUGUGGACAAACCACGGCGCCAAGCAAUAACUCGAGCGUGUGAUCGAUGUCGCCGAAGGAAAGCAAAGUGUGACUUUGACAACGCUGCCGGUAGUUGCUCACAUUGCCGAGACAAUAGCGUUCGCUGUACUUUUGACUUGCCCUUGGCUAAGCGCGGGCCCAAGUCCAAGAAACGAGCCGAGUCAUCUAUUCCUCCGGAGUCUGUGUCGACAUUCUCCGGUCGAAGGAGUAUACACCAGGCGCCGUUUGUUGCUCGCACCACCACCACGGCCGCCGCCACGUUUGAAAGCCCGUCAAACUCAUCAACUACCUCAUGGGAACCUGCUGCUGCUGCUGCCGGUGGUCAACUCGGCGUUGCGGCCGGACUAUCUCCAACCUCAACGCGAGACUUUGCUUCCAUCGCAAGUCCCACUGGCGUACACGGCGUUUCUGCGGUUCGCCGAUGGCGCAAUUUAUCCAGGGCCCUGUCUCUUCGAAAUAAAGGCCUUGAGCAAAUGGUUGAGCAAUGCUUUAGCCUCUUUUUCGAGUAUCUCUAUCCCCUCACUCCGCUUGUACACGAACCAAGUCUUCGUGACGGGCUUUCAAUUUUUACGUCACAGUCCUCCAACACGACUGUACAGAACGCGCCACGAAAUGGCAUUGACCGAGUUUCGGAUACCUUACCCGCCUUGAAUCCUCCAGCAUGGCCUGGAAUUUCCCCUGAUGUUGGCUCCGGUCCUGGAGGCGAGACGUUGGGAUGUUGGCACGAUGCGACCUUCACUCUCAUCACGGCUGUCUGUGCUGAGGCAGCGUUUCUCUUGCCAAAGGACUUGUUUCCCGAGGGCGAGACCGUGGCUGACCUCUUCCUCCAAGCGUCAAGAGACUGUCUGAACAGCUAUCUGGAGGCUGAUUUAGAAAGUCCAAACGCAAACUCCAUUACCAUUCGGUACUUUCACUCCAACUGCGUCCACGCAGCAGGAAAGCCCAAAUACUCAUGGCACAUCUUUGGAGAGGCCACACGACUGGCCCAAGUGAUGAGGUUAUACGAUGAGACUUCAUUGGAAGGUCUCCCGCCGGUUGAAGCUGAGCUACGCCGUCGAGCCUUCUGGAUAGUGUAUAUGGGCGAUAAAUCAGCCGCCAUUCUGAACAAUCGUCCCAUAACCAUGCACAAGUAUUCCUUUGAAACGGGCGUCACGACAGCAUAUCCAACCGGAAUGGACAACCGAUCGGCCUCUAUAGGAACUACCACCGACGUCACAACCCCUACUGACACCCACGGAAGAAACUUCAUAGCUGGAUUCAACGCAAAUCUCAAAUUAUGGCAAGCCGCUUCCGAUCUCUUAAUCCAAGUACGACUCUUCCAGGACCAAAAGGCCAUAGACUACAGUACCGCAAGUCCGCCAACCCAGGCAUUAACGGAACCCGAACGACAACGCCUGGACUCACUCUUCGUACAGUUCAUCACCUGUAUGGAUGAUCUGCCCCCGUACCUGCAGUCAUAUACAUUCGCGUCCGUCGCCAACGGCGGAGCGCCCAUCACCGAAGCAAAACAAUUUGUAAUCCAGUGCGCCAAUCUCCAGGUCUCGUUUCACUGUCUCCGCAUGGUGAUUACCCAGAAGUUCGAGGAUAUUGCUUUUUUCGCUCCCGGCGCUGAACAAGCUGAUUUGCGCAAGACGGAAAUUGUGCGAGAUAUGCUGAGAGUGAUGCACGAAGCGCCGUUUUGGUCUCUGCAGGUCAAUGGCGAGCCAUAUGUUGAAAAGAUACGGCUCAUUGGGGCUACGUUGCUGUCUAUUAUUCAUCGGAACCAGGCGUCGCCGCUGGCGGCGCGGGCGAGAAGUGACUUUAGUGUAUUGCUGGAUAUCUUGACGAGGCUUGAUUCCAAGGCCUCGGAUGCUCUGAAGAGCACGUCAACUUGGGCCAUGUAA
Pochonia chlamydosporia 170 is the source of this 1950-nucleotide messenger RNA. RefSeq names its product C6 transcription factor. The record is from RefSeq and is a predicted model, not a curated record. The coding region runs from base 1 to 1950 and encodes 649 amino acids. Gene Ontology annotation, biological process: DNA-templated transcription; regulation of DNA-templated transcription. The transcript is spliced from 3 exons. NCBI's taxonomy places the organism in Eukaryota, Fungi, Ascomycota, Sordariomycetes, Hypocreales, Clavicipitaceae. Gene Ontology annotation, molecular function: DNA binding; zinc ion binding; DNA-binding transcription factor activity, RNA polymerase II-specific.